ACCAGAAAAACAUGGCGGCUCCCGUGAGAGGCAUGGCUGGAUCCAGCAACACAGGCAACACAACUAGUUUUCAGAAAAAAACCCGCAGCAAACUAGUUUCUAUCCCUGGUACAAGACCGUCUGUACAGAACGGACAGCUCUUAGUGUCAUCUGGCGUCAGCUCGCUUGACUACGUGAUUGGUGGAGGCCUGGCGGUUGGAACUCUGCUGCUUGUAGAACUCCCUUUUCCAAUUGUGGAUGAUGUUGCCGGCAUAAAGAUGAGCGAGGGUCAGUCUCGGCCAAGUGACCCAGAGAAUCCAGACACGAUGAAAAUCGCCUGGCGCUACAAGAACCAACCAAGAGUUCAGACGGCUUUGGUAUCAUCAAUGAGGUUUGGUCAUUACUAUGACGUGUCCAAGACCAUGGAGCCUGAGCUACAGCAAGCAGCCAAAUGCCACAGUUUUUAUCAGCUACAGGAAACGCCAGUUACCAAAGGAUCAAGUCCGUUACCAUCACCCUAUCAUGCUCUCCUGAAGUCUAUCCAGACGGUCAUCCGGAAAGAAGGCUAUGAUGGAUCCACACCACAGUCUAAGGUUCGGAAUGUCCUGCGGCUGGGUCUUCAUUCUCUGGGGUCAGUGCUCUGGGGUGAUGAUGUGUGCUGUAAUGAUAACCCCACCCACUGCCACGCCCUCAGCACAUUUCUCUACGCCCUCCGAGGCCUGUUACGCUCGUCACUCUCAGUCGCUAUGGUGACCGUACCCUCCCACCUCAUACAGAACAGAGCCGUAAUGGGACGAAUAAUCAGACUGAGUGACACAGCCAUAGCUCUGGAAUCAUUCAGAGGCUCGGAGAAGGAGACCAACCCACUUUACAAAGACUAUCACGGUCUCCUGCAUGUUCAUCAGUUACCCCGUCUGAACUGUUUGUCUUGUGAGGUCCCCGAUAUGAAGGACUUGGCCUUCAAACUCAAGAGGAAGCAGUUCACGAUUGAGAGACUGCAUUUGCCUCCAGACCUGUCAGAGACGGUGAGUCGAGUGAGUAAAACAGAACUGGCAGCAGGAUGUGGCAGCACUGCCACGGGCAACAAGCACCUAGAUUUCUAGCGUAUACCCUUUCCUCCUGCACCCUCCACCCCCCGUGAUGUGAUGUUCAAGGGCAGGAGAGAGCUGGAGCUGCACGACGCCAGUCACACCUGCACUGACACGCUCACUCACUCUCAUGAUUAGUGAAUGAGAUUAAGAUGGAGCAACGUUUAGUAGCUACUAACAUGGAGAAGCAUACAAGACUGUGAUAUUCAGUGUCACAAACACCUACAGUAGCAAGUACCUGUUGCUUUCUUUGGAUGAAACGAGAAUGUGACGCAAAUAACGAUAACGUAGUUUGGCUACCAGUGUCUUUUCAGUGCACUUCAUGGUUUCCUGAUGUGUAUUAGCUUAGUUAGUUAAUGAAUAUUUCACGUCCGUAAAGUUUCAACCAAAAAUGUAAACAAUGUAAAGUUUUAUUCAUGUAAAAAAAAAGACAACCCCUUUUUCAA
Messenger RNA from Carassius gibelio (silver crucian carp), 1513 nucleotides. Its product is annotated as elongator complex protein 4-like. Gene Ontology annotation, cellular component: cytoplasm; elongator holoenzyme complex; transcription elongation factor complex. The transcript is spliced from 9 exons. The record is from RefSeq and is a predicted model, not a curated record. Gene Ontology annotation, biological process: tRNA wobble uridine modification. The coding region runs from base 12 to 1082 and encodes 356 amino acids. Lineage: Eukaryota; Metazoa; Chordata; Actinopteri; Cypriniformes; Cyprinidae.